GUUGUGAGAAUUAUUAAAAGUCCUGUAGAAAUGUUGCUAAAAUUUCUGAAUGUCCUACUGUUGCUGAGUUUAAUGCAAUGUUUUGAAAAACAUACAGCUAUACCUUCUUAUCAAGAGAGAGCUGAGCAGUUAAUGAAAAAUACAGCCCUGAUUGAUGGACACAAUGACAUGCCAUGGCAGUUGAGGAAGCGAGUGCACAAUGACCUUUCUGCCAUAGACCUUAAAACAUGGAAUGUUACCCACACCAAUAUUGAGAAGCUCCGGGCUGGUUUGGUUGGUGCUCAGUUUUGGGUUGCUUAUGUGCCCUGUAAUGCACAGAACAAAGAUGCAGUCCGUCAUGCACUGGAACAAAUCGAUGUGAUAAAGAGAAUGGUACAGAUGUUCCCAAAAGAUUUUCAGCUAACAACAACAGCUGAUGGAAUCACAGAAGUAUUUCACAGUGGUAAAAUAGCCAGCCUUAUUGGUGUGGAAGGUGGACACGGAAUCGACAACAGUCUCGGAGCUUUGCGCAUGUUCUAUGAACUUGGAGUCCGUUACCUGACAUUAACACACGUUUGUAAUACACCAUGGGCAGACACAAGCAAAGUGGACACUGGUAGUGUAAAAUCUGGUGUCAAUGGACUAUCUGAUUUUGGUAAAAAAGUUGUAGAAGAAAUGAAUCGUCUGGGAAUGCUGAUUGAUCUAUCUCAUGUCUCUGAAGAUACAAUGUUAGCUGCACUUGAAGUAUCAGAGGCUCCUGUCAUUUUCAGUCAUUCAUCUGCAUUUGCUUUAUGCCACAACUACCGUAAUGUGCAAGAUGAUGCUCUACGUAAGCUGGCAAACAAUUCAGGCAUUGUGAUGGUAAAUUUUUAUCCUAACUUUAUUUCUUGUAACGGAACUGCUACCUUAUCCCAAGUGGCAGACCAUCUUGACCACAUUCGAAAUGUUGCUGGUGCCGAUCACGUGGGCAUUGGCAGUGACUUCGAUGGUUUUGACAGGGGUCCUAUUGGCCUAGAAGACGUUUCAAAAUUUCCUGCAUUAAUUGCUGAGCUUCUCCAGCGUAACUGGACUGACAACGACAUUAAAAAGCUGCUCGGUUUAAACUUUCUCCGAGUUUUUAAAAAAGCUGAAGAAGUAAGCAGACAGCUUCAGAAAGCCAACAUGCCAUCAAAUUAUAUCAUUGAUCAGGAUAAGGUGCAAAGUCCAUGCAGAACAUUUCUUGGCUACCCAUCUGCAGCUUUUCACCAUCCCUGAUUCAUAUUAUCAGCACAGUCAAGUUCAUUAUUUCCUUAAGAGCAAUCAGAAGUUAAAGUAAUAAUCAGAAAGAUACAAGAUUAGAAAUACAUUUAUAACAUUAAACAUAUACAGCAACAGAAGUUCACAAAAAGACUAUCAUGACUGUACCUGAGGAAAUAAGCUGCUGAGAAAAAAAAAACCUAUUCAAAUCUCUAAUACCAUAUCAUGGAAUCCCUACAGUGCAGCAACAGGCCAUUCGGCCCAUCAAGUCCAUACUGACUCUCGGUAGAGCAUCUCCACCCAGAUCUACUGCCUACCCUAUCCCUGUAAUCCUACAUUUCCCAUGGCUAAUCCAUCUAGCCUGAACAUCCCUGGAGACUGUGUAAUUUAGCAUAGCCAAUCCACCUAUGUCUUAAAAAAAAAAUAGAUUAUCUUGAAACAUUGGUGUAUAUACAUGCUAUUAGUAUCAGUUGCUUUUCUUGCAAUGCAUGGCUUUGUUGCAAGACAUUAAUAAGUAGUCAGCUGUGCCUCAGUAUGUACCAAUCUUGCCUUUGAAUCACAAUACUCUGGGUUCAAGUUUCACUCAAGAGCCUUAAUAAAAACUACCCAGGCUGAUAGCCCAGUACAUAUGGAGGGACCGCUGCACUGGUGGAGGUUCCACCAUUGUGGUUUCGUCUGCCUUUGAAGGUGGUCAUAAAAGAUUCCAAAGACAUUAUUUUGAAAUAGGUAAGUGAGUUAUCCAGUAUAAUGGUCAAUGUUUAUCCCAUGAUCAAAUUGCAAGAACAGAUUAUCUGAUCAGUAGAUAACAAGGUGUAGAGCUGGAGGAACACAGCAGGCCAGACAGCAUCAGAGGAGCAGGAAAGCUGACGUUUCGGGUCUGGACCCUUCUUCAGAAAGUUAUAUCUUUCCACAAGUCCUGUUAAAGCUGAUUAGAUUUAUUAUCUUUCAUGGAUCACCAUUAUGCUAAAUAGACUUCCUAAUGUUUUCAGAGUGUCCUUACAUUUGGAGGGAUAGAUUUUAGCCUUUUAUCUAUUCAGCUAACUUAGAGACUAGGGUCCAGAAAGGAAGCACCCGCCUUCACUGGCUAGCAGCCUGAAGCAUGAAAUAUGCACAUAAGCCUCUCCUACCACCUGCUAAUUCUGAGCAGUGGCAGAAUGAGACCCUGAAGGGGGCAUUUAUUGCCCACUGACAACUUCAAUUGGGGGCAUGGACCACCCACACAAUACUUGCCCUGCUGCUUGAUGGCACAAUGCCCUAUUUAUAGUACCACCACUUCCUCAAUUCCUGUCCAUGGGUGGCCCAUAAAAUCAAGCCCAUGGAAAAAGUAGUGGCUUUAUUUGUUUUCUUUCUAUAUCUAGAAGUGCUCUUACACACAAUUGAACAUUAUUUUUCUCAUCACCAAAUCACCCGUGGUAAAGCAGUGGUUUUAUUGUAUGUAUCCAAGGAAUGCUUUCAUUUUCCCACAUUGAGCAGUAAAGAAUCAGAACAAUUCUGUAACAUUUAACGGUUUAAUAAUAUUGCCAGUUAAGCUGCUGAAAGAGUCAGCUGUUAAAGCUGCAGUGAGGGCAAUAGUUGAACAACAGAACAAACAGUAUGGCAGCAAAUUACUGCAGAUGCUGGAAUCUGUACUGAAAACAACAAAUGCUGGAGAUCAGUGUUUCAAAACUGAUGAGGUUGGAAUGCAGAAGGGCACUUUGGGGAAUCACCCAAAUUAACAGGCUGAGCCUACAAUUCUCUCUGCAAAGCACAACUCAGCAGGACUUUCCUUCCAAAUUUGAUUCACAAAACGUGCAAUGGAAAAGAAAAAUGGCUGCCACCACACCAACAGCGGACAGAAUACUUUUUGUUUGAGGGACUCAGCCCCCUGAAUGAUGUGAGGUUCCUCAAGGGGCAAGUAUAUUAAUCAGGCACUUACCCACUACAGAUUAAAGACAUCUGUAAUCACAGAAUUCUGCAUGCCUACCCUCUUGUAGUGACCAACCAUGUCAAUUACAAAUCUUGGACACAAGCAAUCCUGACCAUGGCAUUGAUCAUUACAAAUUAAUCCUAGCAACUUCUGUGAAGCAGAAGUAUUCUCAGGGGAUCUAUAAACUGUCAUCUACAUUUACAAUUAAUAAACAUAUUCCAAGAUCUCACAACUGCACAUAGUCCUGGAACUGUUUUCUUCAACCUUGAACUGUAUUUUUUUUAAAAAAAACACAAAUCGCUUAUAUGGCUCCAGGCCUAUAUAUUACCAGUCUGUAUCAGAUACCGUUGAAGCUUCCAUGAUACUGAUAUCCUUGAUAACUCUCAGAUUUCUUCUUCCAAGGGUCACUGCUUUACAAGGAUGAUUAGUGGGAGACAAGGGCUUCCCUCUCCAACCAUGGAAGAUAACUCUGUUACACAACCCUCUGACCAAGGCAGAGCCUUAUAGCACAGUGUAUAUACUGUGCAGCACCUUCUUUCACUGUACAACCAUAGACUGUGUAAUUUCUCCCCAUAAUGAGGUUUCCAUGCUUGCACAGGUGUGGGGAUUUGUUGCAACUCACUACAGACAGUGUGCGCCACAUAAUCUUUGUAGGCUGUGCUCUGGUCAAUUGGAACAGGUGAGAAAGGGAAAUGAUGGAUAAAGAGUUACGAGAGUGGUAGCACUCUUCCAAAGAGAUACCUCACCUUCACCAAGAUCAACAGCAACAAUAUCAGACACAACAAGCCACACAUAAUUUGACAACUGCUUCUCAUGGAACAAAGUGGAUGAUAUCAUCAUUCACUGACUGUAAAUUUAUUGUUGUUGGUAAAACAAGCAACCUCUUUUUAUUCCCAAUUACAAAUACAACUUAUCAGUUUGUUAUUUCUUCACUUUUUCUGUUGUUUAAUAAAAGUUAACAUUACAAACCAUUUGUAGCUUCACAACAUCUGAUGCUCCCACAU
Molecule: messenger RNA, 4125 nt
Organism: Rhincodon typus (whale shark)
Lineage: Eukaryota; Metazoa; Chordata; Chondrichthyes; Orectolobiformes; Rhincodontidae
Product: dipeptidase 1-like
Exons: 10
Coding region: 31-1233 (400 amino acids)
Biological process (GO): proteolysis
Molecular function (GO): metallodipeptidase activity
Source: RefSeq, a predicted model, not a curated record